This is a messenger RNA of Cannabis sativa, 3056 nucleotides long. RefSeq lists its product as uncharacterized. The coding region runs from base 711 to 2228 and encodes 505 amino acids. The transcript has 11 exons. The record is from RefSeq and is a predicted model, not a curated record. NCBI's taxonomy places the organism in Eukaryota, Viridiplantae, Streptophyta, Magnoliopsida, Rosales, Cannabaceae.
AGAAUCAAUUUUGUUAAAUGGAGUAGUAUUUUUAGUUUUAUUUGCUUAAAGAGUGAUCAUUGAUCACACGUGGGGAAGUAGAACCGCAGUCGGCGGGAAUUUAUUAUCUUAAAGUUAAAAAGCUUUGUCUCUGCUUUGCCAUAAUGCCAUAUGCCCGGUAAUACUAAUACAUACAUAAUUAGUCAGAAACUAAAACCUUAUAUAUAAAUAAACAGAAAGAGAGGAGGACAGAGAGAGAGGUUUAAAAGAUUGGAUCCGAAUAGAACGGACUUCAUUCAAUUUUGUGCUCUGUCAUCGAAUUGUGUUAUGUGAUAUAUUUUCUCCAUAUUAUCUGGCUUCCCUUUUUCUGUCCUCGGUGGAUUCCUUAUCUAUUUUUUCACAGAGGGAAAGAAAAAGGAGGAGGGAAUUCCCCGUUCCUUCUCCCUUUCAUUUUUUUUAAUUCUUUUUCUUGACAAAAAUAAACUCAUCAAUGCUGGAUCAUCUUUCCAUCCCAGGCUUUUUCCAGGGAUGGAGAUCAAGGGGAUGGAGUAUUUAUAUUAGAGUGGCUUCUGGGGUGGUUAUAUUUUAAAAGGAAUUUAUUCUUUUCUAUUCUUAUGAUAACCAAUUUACUCAGGAAAACUUCCUAGAAAGGCAUAUCAAUUUUAAGUUGCUGCAGGUUUAUUUUAGUAUAUCAACUGUUCUUGGUGUUUUUCUUCUUCUUCGUCUUCAAAAUGGGGGCCUGUGUUUCGAAAUCAAAUAGAAGGAUCGUAGCAAGUCGAAAUGGCUGUAGAAGAUCUAGUGGAAAACGAAGGGGAAUAAUCUCCACUUCCAUUCCUGAUGUGCCAAUCAGACGAGUUAGUGAUGCUGGAAAUCGUGUUAGAGAUUUUGAUGUAAGUGAGCUUGUUCAUCUUGGUUUCAAGAAAGGUGAUGCUACAACAACCCGCAAGAGAUCAGAGGUCUCCAACAUGAAAAUUCACCUUGCUCAACUUCAAUGGAACCAUGCCCAAGUUGACCCAAAUGGCGGGGUAUGCCAAGAAGAAGCCUGGUUUGACUCGGUUAGCAUUCUUGAUUCUGACUCAGAUGAUGACUUCAGUAGUGUUCAUGGAGAUGGUUUUCCUUUAGCGGCUAAUCCGAUUGGAAGCAUACCAAACACUCAACUGGUCCAGUACGAAAGUGCUUCAUGCUAUGUGGAUUCAGGGUGUAAGUAUGAAGAAUUUUAUGAGAGUUACUUGAAAAUAGAUGGAGCCACCACAACACAGUACAAUAAUGACAAGAGUACUUAUCAACCAUUGUCUAGUAGUCCCCAACACCCUCAGAGAAAACAACAAUCCACUUUGAUCAUGCUUUCUUACAAGAGAAAAUCCGCUGAUGGAAAUGAAAAGACUGAAUUUUGUGCUGCUGAGAAGCUAUUAUAUCGUCCAAGAGCAGGACUAAGAAUACCAUGUUCAACUGGGGAUAAGCCAGUACCUGGAUGCUGGUCAGCCAUUUCGCCUUCUGUUUUUAAGCUCCGCGGGGAGAAUUAUUUUAGAGAUAAACAGAAGCAAUCGGCUUCAGGCUUUAGUCCUUACGUACCGUUUGGUGUUGAUUUAUUUAUAUGUCCACGAAAGAUUAAUCACAUUGCUCAGCACCUUGAGCUCCCUUCUGUCAAAGCCAAUGACAAAGUACCUUCCCUACUAAUUGUUAAUAUUCAGCUUCCAACAUAUCCAACUACCAUGUUACUUGGAGAUUGUAAUGGAGAAGGCAUGAGCCUUGUAUUAUACUUUAAAGUUUCUGAGAAUUUUGACAAAGAAAUCUCUUCUACAUUUCAAGACAGCAUAAGGAGAUUUCUUGAGGAUGAGACAGAGAAAGUCAAAGGAUUUGCAAGGGAGUCAAUUGUGCCUUUCAGGGAAAGACUUAAAAUUUUGGCUGGAGUGGUGAAUCCAGAGGAGCUACAGUUGGGUUCUGCUGAAAGAAAACUAAUCAAUGCUUAUAAUGAUAAGCCAGUACUCUCACGCCCUCAACAUAGUUUUUUUAAGGGACCAAAUUACUUUGAGAUUGACCUUGAUAUACAUAGGUUCAGCUAUAUCUCUAGGAGGGGACUUGAAUCAUUCCGAGACCGUUUGAAGAAUGGUAUUCUUGAUUUGGGCUUAACUAUUCAGGCACAAAAACAAGAGGAGUUGCCAGAGAAAGUGUUAUGCUGUGUGCGGUUGAAUAAGAUUGAGUUUAUAAAUCAUGGCCAAAUACCAACUCUUGUAACUAUUGAUGAUUGACUUGGAGUUUGGACUAUAUAUAUAUAAAUAUUUAUAUUUAUACAUAUAAUUAACGGUACCAUGGGGAUGGGGACAUUGCUUUUGAAAGUUUACAAUUCCGGCCAAACUACAAAGAAAGUUAUAUCAACGUAGUUGGCGUUAAAAAUGACACAGAAAAAAUUAGAGAAGAAUAAUUCUUUCGGCAUUAAAAAAAUAUAUAUAUGUCCAACAAAUCAACAAUUGUUCUACUUCUUGGUUCUUUUGAAGUGUUUUGUAUCAUUUAUUUAUUUUUUUUAGUGACAUUUUUUUUUUCUCUUUGUUAUUGAUUCUGUGACCAUUUAUAUAAUAUGUUAAAAAUUGAUCAGGAUGUAAUAUUAAUUUGUUUAAUUAUGAUAAAUGGUUAUUCUUGUUGUAAAUAUUAAUAAUUAUGUGGAUGUUCAAAUCUUUUAUUUAUUACCAUUAAUUGUAAUCAAUAUUCAUCUUUUUCUUAGUUUCCCUUUUUUCUUAGUUUCUUAAUAUCUCACUCUUGUAUUUGUAUAAAUAGGGGUUCACCCUAUUGGAAUAAACAACUCAGAAAUUCUCAUUCACUUUCUCUUUCUCUCUUCAUCUUCUUCUUCUUUCCUCUCAUUUACUUUAUAUUAUUUUAUAACACGUUAUCAGCACGAGUCUCUGCCCAAGCUUCAAGCAUGAGUCUCUGCCCAAGCUUCAAGCAUGAGUCUCUGCCCAAGUCCCAAUGUAAGUAUCUUGUUAAAGUUCUUGAAUUGUUUCAAAGUCAAAAUACACUAAAUAUAUAUUUAUAUAUAUACUCCUCUGACUGAAACAAUUUCAAGAAUCAUUUGGUUUCUUUUU